Messenger RNA from Actinia tenebrosa (Australian red waratah sea anemone), 3377 nucleotides. RefSeq lists its product as uncharacterized. Gene Ontology annotation, molecular function: ATP binding; protein serine/threonine kinase activity. The record is from RefSeq and is a predicted model, not a curated record. Gene Ontology annotation, cellular component: nucleus. Gene Ontology annotation, biological process: protein phosphorylation; regulation of mitotic cell cycle. Lineage: Eukaryota; Metazoa; Cnidaria; Anthozoa; Actiniaria; Actiniidae.
AAUGGCGGCAAAGAUGAUGGGAAGUAGUUUUUGGCUUUCCUAGAAUUUUCCCCUUAUUUCUAUAAAAAAACAGUCCAUUUUUUAAGUGAUUCAAGUAGUAUUUCCAAUUUUACGCAAACAAGGAGGAUCAUAGAUAUCUAAAAUGUCUGGAAAUACUGCAAAAUGGUCUCGAAAAAGAAGUUCGAACGAGGAGGAUUAUGACAACUCGUCCAUCAAAGAAGAUGAAAAACUACCAAAAGCAGGUGAUUGGAAAGUCAAGACCCUUGACGAAAUUCGUCAGGAAAAACGCCGAAAACUAGACAACGAAUAUUUCGAGGUAGAAACAGAGGGUUCUCGUCUGAGCGGCAAAAGUUCUUCUACGUCAAGUCCAUCGUUAAAGAUCGAGUCCAGAUCGUCUUCAAAACGUCCUUCGCCAUUGACCCCACAGGAGAUUAUAUAUCAGCUCAGUCCUGAUCACAGCAGCCCAUUAUCUACUGAAAGUGAUGGAAGUAGCAAAAAAAGACCAAUGCAACAGAAAGGCAGAAGAAAAACAGCUGAAGAAGAAGAAGGUGAAAUUCUAAGUGAUAUUUCAGAUGUUGAAAGUGGUACCAGCAAACAGAGAAGUAGAGGUAAUAGCCGACGAACAAGCGUAGAUGUUGAGAUGGUAGAAAAACCCACUGCUGAAGAAGAGGAAGAAGAAGAAAGUGAAGAAGAAUCUUCUGAUGAAGACAGUGAAAGUAGUGAAGAAGAAGUAGAAGAAGAAACCAAAGUUGAAAAAGACAUUUCUGGAUCAACACAAGAUAAACAGGAGGAAACUGAAAGCAGUGAAGAAGAAGAAAGCAGUGAUACAGACAGUGAUGACAGUGAAGAAAGCUCAGAGGACGAGGAAGAGGAGGAUGAGAAAAACAAUCAGACAUCUGAAAAUAAAAAGGAAGAAACAAAAGUAGAAAAUCAAGAGGAUAGCGACGAUGAUAGUGAAAAAGACAGUAGCGAGAGUGAUGACUCAGAUGACAGUGAUUCUAGUGAGGAGGAAGAAGAAGAAUCCCCAGCAAAAGAUGUCAAACAAAAGCAGAAUAUAAAAACAAAUAAAGAUGAAAAUGGUGAAGAUGUGAAUAUGAAAUCAUCAAGAACUACAGAUUCCAGAAAAGAACAGGAAAAAGACAGAAAACAAAGAGAUGGUUUAGAACAACAGUCAAAAUCAAGAGACAAAUAUGAUCGUCAUACAGAAGAACCUUCAAAAAGCAGUAGUCGAAGAAGAAAGAAUUAUGAUGAAGUCCAGGGACAAAGGCAUAGCAGAGAGAAGCCAAAAUAUUCAAAGGACAGUAGUGAUGAUCUGUUAUCUAAAGAGAAUAAAAGUAGAGAGAAGUCUGAAGAGCAGAGCAAAGGUGAGAAAGUAUCUUCAAAAAGAGAGAAGAAUAGUCGACCAAUAAAAGAUAGAAAUGAAAUGAUCGAAUCAAAUAGAAGUAAAGGGGAGGACAGAGAUUCUUAUAAACGCAAAAGGAGGGAAGGGAAAAGCAGUAGUUCAAAAGAUGAAAAUCGUUCCAGCAAGAGAGAUUCUGGAUCAAAAACAUCGAAUGCUUCUGAGUCAAGGUUAAGGGAAGCCUCAUCUGAAAGAAAAACUCCUAGAGAACAAACUGUCUCCAAAAUAUUAAUGGAUCAGGAAAGAUUACAAUUUUCAACAGAAGUUGUUGAUUCAGAGAGCGACAACCCAAGUAGUGAUGAAGAUUCGUCAGAUUCUGAAAGAGAGAAAUCUGAACUAAAUGAAUCACAGGAGAAUGAAAAAGAAGAUGAAAGACCACGCAAACUACCAGAUUAUUUACCUGGUAUACAGGGCUGUAGAAAUGUUAGCGAAGAGUUUGUAUGGCUGAACAGAAUAGAGGAAGGCACUUAUGGAGUGGUAUAUCGUGCUCGAGACAAGCGAACUAAUGAAAUUGUUGCACUGAAAAGAUUAAAGAUGGAGAAGGAGAAGGAAGGGUUUCCUAUUACAUCACUACGAGAAAUUAACACAUUGCUGAAAGGCCAACACCCAAACAUUGUCACUGUCAGGGAAAUAGUCGUGGGUAACAAUAUGGAUAGAAUAUACAUAGUAAUGGAUUAUGUUGAACACGACCUGAAAACCUUGAUGGAGCACAUGAGUAGCAAGUUCUCUGUAGGUGAAGUGAAGUCACUUCUCGUUCAGCUCCUUCGAGCAGUGGCUCAUCUCCAUGACAACUGGAUCCUACACCGCGACCUUAAAUCUUCAAACCUACUUUUAAGCAAUGAAGGCAUACUCAAGGUUGGAGAUUUUGGAUUGGCAAGGGAGUAUGGAUCACCAUUAAGACAUUAUACUCCUAUUGUGGUCACCCUGUGGUACAGAGCCCCAGAACUAUUACUUGGAAUCAAGGAAUAUUCCUGCCCCAUUGAUCUCUGGUCUUGUGGUUGCAUAUUUGCCGAGCUAUUAACAAUGAAACCACUCUUCCCUGGAAAGUCAGAAAUUGAUCAAAUCAACCGAAUAUUUAAGGAACUUGGAACUCCCAGUGAUUCAAUAUGGCCGGGUCCACCUAAAUAUUCUGAGUUGCCUCACGUCAAAAAGAUGACCUUCACAGAGUAUCCAUACAAUCAACUGAGAAAUAACUUUGGAACAUAUCUUACAGACAAAGGUUUUGAUCUGCUAAAUAGGUUUUUGACUUAUGAUCCAAGCAGAAGGAUCACAGCAGAGGAAGCAUUAAAGCAUGAAUACUUUAACGAAUCACCCCUUCCGGUUGAUCCAGACAUGUUCCCCACUUGGCCUGCUAAAAGUGAAAUGAUGCAGAGACCAAGGCGUAAAGACUACCAACACAGCCCUAAGCCACCAGAAGGUGGCGAGAUGUUCUCCAAACUUAAAGAUGGCAGCGAUAGUAGCAGUGCUACUGCUGCUGGUGGAGGACUUCAAGGUUUUCAUAUGCCAUCAUCCAAGAAAGGAUCUGCUGCUGUCGCUGGGUUUGCUUUGAAGUUCUAACAACCAGACAGUAUUCAUUACUGACAUGUGGCUGGACAAGUGCCAAUCUUGGCUGGACAUUCUCUAUUGGCCAGCCAUUAGGUUGAGCCCUGCAGUAGUAAGGCUAGCAGCUAUUGAUGACCUUCAUUCCAGAAAGGUUCAACUGAUGUUUGCUUCAGUUUGAAUUUCUAACUAAACAUUAUCCUAGUGGGCCCAGUUGUAUGAAGGGUAGAUAGCACUGUCCGACGAAUAAAUCUUAUCCAAUGGAUAAAUUUAUUGCAUAACAGAAUCGACUUAUCAACUGGAUAAGGAUUUAUCCGUCUGAUAGCUCUAUCCACCCUUCGUAUGACCUGACCCUGUCCUCAAAAUGUAAAUAUUUGUACUAGUCAUUGAAUAACAUAGAUGUGUAGCCUUCUUAAAUUAAAGAAUUGUGAUGAAAUAA